Messenger RNA from Megalops cyprinoides (Indo-Pacific tarpon), 570 nucleotides. It is a transcript of the gene guca1ab.2, whose product is annotated as guanylyl cyclase-activating protein 1. The transcript is spliced from 4 exons. The record is from RefSeq and is a predicted model, not a curated record. Lineage: Eukaryota; Metazoa; Chordata; Actinopteri; Elopiformes; Megalopidae. Gene Ontology annotation, biological process: positive regulation of guanylate cyclase activity; visual perception. The coding region runs from base 4 to 570 and encodes 188 amino acids. Gene Ontology annotation, cellular component: cone photoreceptor outer segment; photoreceptor inner segment. Gene Ontology annotation, molecular function: calcium sensitive guanylate cyclase activator activity; calcium ion binding.
AAUAUGGGAAACAGUAUUUGUUUUAAUGAGUUCAACUCUUGUGAAAGUCACCAGUGGUACAGGAAGUUUAUGACCGAGUGCCCAUCCGGACUUCUUACAUUUUACGAAUUCAAGCAAUUCUUCGGACUGAAAAAUUUGUCAGAAUCUUCCAACGAAUACGUCUAUACCAUGUUCAAAACAUUCGACAUGAAUGACGAUGGCUUCAUCGACUUCAUGGAGUACGUGGCUGCCCUUAGCCUGGUCCUGAAGGGGAGUGUGCAGAAGAAGCUGCGCUGGUACUUCAAGCUGUACGACGUCGACGGAAAUGGCUGCAUUGACCGCGAAGAGCUGCUCACCAUCAUCAAGUCCAUCCGUGCCAUAAAUGGAAGCAAACAAGAGAUGUCUGCGGAGGACUUCACCAACAUGGUGUUCAACAAAAUAGACAUCAAUGGCGAUGGUGAGCUCUCGCUGGAGGAAUUCGUGGAGGGCAUUCAAAAUGACCAGAUGCUGCUGGACAUGUUGACCCAGAGUCUGGACCUCUCUCACAUUGUGAAGAAAAUCCAAGGGGAGAUGAACAGCUCUAAUUCCUGA